AAAAAUAGCUUUAAAAAGUGGAGAGAGAUAAGACCAAGAAGAGAAGGUUAGCGAAGAGAACGGCGAUAAGGUGACCACACAAUUUCCCACCACCUACUUUCGCUUUGCUUUCCAACUACGCUCCAUUCGUUACUCUUUCUCUCUCUCCGAUACUCAAUCUCCCACUUUUCCUUCUCUUUUCUCUUCCCCUUCAUCCCAAGAAAAACAUUGAACUCAUCUGAGAGUUAUGGCUGAAAAAUCAAACAGCUCAGAAACAUUCGCAUCAUUUACAUAACUAGACUUACAAAAGAAGAUUCUAGGCUGACCAGAUAGCUUUCAGUUACUGCUUUAAUGGGUUCUGUGAGUAACACAAAUCCAUGGGUGGCUCCAAAUUCAGUUUUGAAGGACUGUUCCCAAGGGAUUUGCAGCAUGUAUUGUCCUCAAUGGUGCUACAUCAUGUACUCGCCUCCACCACCGUCAAUCGUUCUCGGGGACGGUUCAGAUGACGUUGAUUCUUCCUCCGGCUUCCAAUUCUCUCCCCUUAUAGUCGCAGUGAUUGGAAUCUUGGCAAGUACUUUCAUCUUGGUCACUUACUACACCGUCAUCUCAAGGUUCUGCAGGAACAGAGGAAGAGUUAACGAUCAAGCAAAUCAUAGCAAUGAUGAUACUGUUAAUAACAAUGAACCUUCUCAGGUUGCUGCGACUUCCGGCAUGGACGAGGCUCAGAUCAAAUCGAUAACCGUCUGUAAGUACAUCAAGAACGGUGGGUUGGUUGAGGGAAGUGACUGUUCCGUUUGUUUAUCAGAGUUUCAAGAGAAUGAGAGUUUGAGAUUGUUGCCCAAAUGUAACCACGCUUUUCAUCUUCCUUGUAUUGAUACUUGGCUUAAAUCACAAGCUAGUUGUCCCUUGUGCCGCUCCAAUAUUGUUUUCUGUAAUAAUAACUCCAAUCCCAGUCACUCUGACUCGGCAUUGACACAGAUUCCACAUCCACCACCGGCAACUGUCAGUGUCAAUUCCUUGGAAUAUCAGCAGAGGAGUGAUGAUGUUGUUGCAAUAAUUGUUCAGAGUUCACAGCAUCAGCAAGUUGUGGUUGAUUUUGGUAGUCAAGUCCAGCUGAUGUGUAGUUUUGAUUGAACUGAAGGAGAACAAAGUGAAUCUGUAAUGUGUGAAUCAAAUGGGAAAAAAAAAAAAGGAGCAGUGUGGAUGCAUCUUUGUUCAUCUCAAGGUGAGUGAAAUGGAAUCUUUUCUUCAAAAUUGAUGCCAUGUUCUGGAAUUUUUUGAAACUCGAUUAAUUAACUUCUGAUGUACUACUAUCAUUGUUGAGAAUUUGAGAUUAUUCAUGUACUCAAUGAAAAUUUAAUUUAGCAAUUUGUAAGAGUUGACCUUGAUAAAGCUAUCAUAUUGUAACCAGGGGUAAGAUUCCUUCUUAUCUCUUAGUAGUGCGUUCCACGUGUCUGUAUUCAAGUAGCUUGCUUAAAGUUGUUUGUCUCGUUGUAGUAAUAGAUAAGAUUCUUUCUUAUCUUCCACUACCCAAGAGCCUCUAUAUAAAGAGGGCUCUCCCGUUGUAAGAAAAACAUAUUCAAGAUAACCAUUGUAAGAUAUUCACCAUGAAUACUCUCUAAAUCUCUCUCUCUCUCUGAAAUCUUGAGUCUCCAAUAUGCUUAUCUUUGCUUACUAGUUUCACGUAUGCUCUAGGCUUGCCUCAUUCUUGAGGACUCUGCCUAUCAGAAAUGAAACUGAUCCGAUCCAUGAGAAGUUCCAGUAUUGGAAAGAAAGAACAUAUCGGCAUCCAUGACGAUCUUGUCAUAAGGUCCCUUGAAUCCCCAAUUGAGAUGAGUUUAGUGGGAAAUCGGGAUAGAGAUGACAAGAUGUAUUGGUCCCUUGGUAUGUUCUUUCAGAAGUACGUCUGGAUGCACCCCAUGGUAUCAGAGCCUAAUGAACUAAAGCAAAGAGAAGGUAUAUUGGAGAUAAU
Arachis stenosperma is the source of this 1951-nucleotide messenger RNA. Its product is annotated as RING-H2 finger protein ATL51-like. Gene Ontology annotation, biological process: protein ubiquitination. Lineage: Eukaryota; Viridiplantae; Streptophyta; Magnoliopsida; Fabales; Fabaceae. Gene Ontology annotation, molecular function: transferase activity. The transcript has 2 exons. The coding region runs from base 331 to 1113 and encodes 260 amino acids. The record is from RefSeq and is a predicted model, not a curated record.